AAGAAUUGGUUCGAUAAGAAAGAGAAAGCGAUGGGUAGUAGCAUAGCGGAGAGAUGGAGGCAGUUGAGCGGCGAGAACCACUGGGGAGGGCUUUUGGACCCUUUGGACAUUGAUCUUCGGCGUUACCUUAUUCACUAUGGAGAAAUGGGUCAGGCUACCUAUGACGCCUUCAACACCGAGAAGGCUUCAAAACAUGCUGGAAGCAGUUUGUAUGGCAAGAAAGAUUUCUUCUCUAACGUGGGUUUGGAGAAAGGUAAUCCGUACAGGUAUCAGGUGACCAAAUUCUUUUACGCCACAUCCCAAAUCCAAGUUCCCGAAGCAUUUAUAGUGAAGUCGUUGUCCAGGGAAGCAUGGAGCAAAGAAUUGAACUGGAUCGGUUAUGUGGCCGUGGUCACGGAUGAAGGGAAACAUGUUUUAGGAAGGAGGGAUAUUGUGAUUCCUUGGAGAGGAACAGUGGAGACCCUGGAAUGGAUCGAUGAUUUUGAAUUUAACUUUGUUUCGCCAGACAAAAUUUUUGGUGUUCCUUGUGAUGCUAAAGUGCAUGACGGCUGGUACUCCAUCUACACCUCGGCAGACCCACGAUCUCUGUAUAACAAAACCAGUGCCAGAGACCAAGUUCUUAACGAGAUUAUGAGACUAGUCGACCAGUUCAAGAACGAGGAGAUAAGCAUCACGGUGACCGGCCAAAGCUUAGGUGCAGCCCUCGCUACUCUGAAUGCCGUCGACAUAGUUGCCAAUGGAUAUAACGAGCCCUCGCCUGUCACAGCCUUUUUAUUCACUAGUCCUCGAGUAGGUGAUUCGGUGUUCAAGAUGAAGUUUAGAGGGUUCAGUGACCUUCGAGCGUUACGCGUCAGAAAUGCUUUAGAUGUUGUCCCCAACUACCCGUUGAUAGGGUACUGGGAUGUGGGAGAAGAACUGGCUAUUGACACCCGUAAAUCAAAGUACUUGAGGGGGUCUGGGAACUUGAAUUGGCAUGAUUUGGAAGGUUAUUUACAUGGGGUCGCAGGAACUCAAGGGAGUCAUGGAGGGUUUGACUUGGUGAUUAGUCGUGAUAUAGCGCUCCUAAACAAAUCCAUCAACGGAUUAAAGGAUGAAUACUUAGUCCCAGUGUCAUGGAAGAUUGAGAAAAACAAAGGUAUGGUCCAGCAGGAGGAUGGUUCUCGGAAAUUAACAGAUCGUCCAAGUCAAGAUGAUGAUUGAUACUUCUAAGAUAUCAUACUGUUAAAUUAAAACCUGUCGAGAAGAAAGUAAAAAAAUAUUUAAGGUUAAUGACAUUAGGUUAAUGGAGUUAGAGCUCUUAUGGAAUCGAACCAUAAGAUUGACAAUAUAUUACAUGAGU
Messenger RNA from Hibiscus syriacus, 1339 nucleotides. Its product is annotated as phospholipase A1-IIgamma-like. Gene Ontology annotation, biological process: lipid metabolic process. Gene Ontology annotation, molecular function: glycerophospholipid phospholipase A1 activity. Lineage: Eukaryota; Viridiplantae; Streptophyta; Magnoliopsida; Malvales; Malvaceae. The coding region runs from base 31 to 1200 and encodes 389 amino acids. The transcript is spliced from 2 exons. The record is from RefSeq and is a predicted model, not a curated record.